This is a messenger RNA of Sardina pilchardus (European sardine), 1377 nucleotides long. RefSeq names its product G protein-coupled receptor 101 (gene gpr101). Gene Ontology annotation, biological process: G protein-coupled receptor signaling pathway. The record is from RefSeq and is a predicted model, not a curated record. Gene Ontology annotation, cellular component: recycling endosome; plasma membrane. NCBI's taxonomy places the organism in Eukaryota, Metazoa, Chordata, Actinopteri, Clupeiformes, Clupeidae. Bases 1 to 1377 code for a protein of 458 amino acids. The transcript has a single exon. Gene Ontology annotation, molecular function: G protein-coupled receptor activity.
AUGCCCACCUCGGAGGCGCCCGGAGAGGGCUCCGCCAACGCCAGCCUGCCCUGGGGCCCGGACGCCGCCGCCGCCGCCGCCGCCGGGGGCCCGUCGGUGAUCAACAGCACGGUGAAGAUGGUGCUGAUCUCGGCCAUCGUGUGCACGUCGCUCUUCGGCAACGUGGUGGUGCUGCUGGUGUUCCAGCGCAAGCCGCAGCUGCUGCACGUGGCCAACCGCUUCGUGCUCAACCUGCUGCUGGCCGACCUGCUGCAGACGGUGCUGGUGAUGCCCUUCGCCAUCGCGGCGGCCGCCCCGGGCGUCUGGCCGCUGGACGCGCGCCUCUGCCAGGCCCUGGUGGUGCUCAUGCACCUGUUCGCCUUCGCGGGCGUCAACACCAUCAUGGUGGUGUCGGUGGACCGCUACCUGGCCAUCAUCCACCCGCUCUCGUACCCCACGCGCAUGACGCCGCACCUGGGCACCAACCUGAUCGCGCUCACCUGGCUGCUGAGUGCGCUGCAGAGCACGCCGCCGCUCUACGGCUGGGGCGCCAUCGAGUUCGACCGGCACCACAACGCCUGCACGGUGGUGUGGUCGUCCAGCUACUCCUACUCGGCGCUGGUGUCGGCGCUCUCCUUCUGGCUGCCCGUGCUCAUCAUGCUGGGCUGCUACUGGAUGGUGUUCCGGGCGGCGCGGCGGCAGAACGCCCUGGUGCACCCCAUCCAGGCCAACAGCCACCUGCAGCCCCCCGAGUCCACCCAGGCCUCCGCCUCCUGCUCCAGCCCCCAGAGAUCCCAGCAGCAGCCGCCCGCCCCCGCCGACGCGCCCUCUACUACCUACCCGGCGCGCGCGCGCCACAGACGCUUCCACUACCACUGCAAGGCGGCGCGCGUGGUCUUCGUGAUCAUGGCGUCGUACAUCGUGAGCAUGGGCCCCUACAGCGUGCUGAGCACGGUGGCCAUGUGCUCGCGGCGGCCCGUGGCGCCCUGGCUGGCCUCGCUGGCGCUCAUCCUCUUCUUCCUGCAGUGCUGCCUGCACCCCUACAUCUACGGCUACAUGCACCGCAGCGUUCGCAAGGAGUUCCUGGCGCUGCUCUGCGGCUCGCUCUGCCGGCCCGGCGGCGGCGGCGGCGGCGGCGGGGGGCGUCCGGGGAGGGGCUCGGCCGUCGACAGCUGCUUCACGGUGACCGACGGGCGGCUGGGGCAAGCGGCGGCGGCGGCGGCGGGGGCGGGGGCCGGGGGGCACCCCAGCCAGGCGGCCCGCGUCUGCCCUAUGCGCACCUGGGAGGAGGGCACGGUGUCGUCCUCGCCCAUGGAGAGGAGGUCCCGGGACAGCCGCAAGGAGACCACCUCCAUCAGCCUGAGCUCGGAGAAAGAGCUGACCGUCCACAGUAAGUGA